AUGGCCAUCAGCGAAACAGCCUUCGCUUACCACGAGCCAGCCAUCAGCACAGUCCUCAACCAAGCAGGUUUCCUCCUGGUCCUCAACCUAGUCAACGUGUGCCUCGACAAACUUGUCUAUUGCGGGCUAAUUGGCCAGCUCUUUAUCGGCAUCCUCUGGGGCACUCCCGGCGCAAAAUGGCUCACCCGCGACAUGGAAAUCGUGAUCCAACAGCUCGGCUACCUCGGUCUAAUCAUGCUGGUUUACGAAGGCGGGCUCUCAACAUCUCUCCCGUCCCUGAAAGCGAACCUGCUGCUUUCGCUCGCAGUAGCCAUCACUGGCAUCGGCGCUCCAAUGGGCCUCUCCUUCAUUCUCACUGAGCUAGUAGCCGCAACGCCCCUCCAGGCCUUCUCCGCCGGAGCGGCUCUGAGCGCAACCAGUCUGGGAACCACGUUCACCAUCCUCUCGACCACAGACCUGAUCAAGACACGACUGGGGACGGUUAUCACCGGCGCAGCCAUGCUAGAUGAUGUGGUGGGGCUGGUGCUGGUUCAGAUUAUCACUAAUCUCGGUGGAAGUAGUGAGUCGUUCAGUGCUGUGACUGUUGUACGGCCAGUUUUUGUUUCCAUCGGGUUUGGGGUUGGGGUGUUGCUGUUGUGUCGGUUGGGCAUCAGGCCUGCUUUAAGGCUGCUUCUUGCCCAUAAGCAUAGGUUCCCGGCGUUUACGGGGUCAGUUCAGUUUUAUUUCCUGGUGUGUACGUGUCUGCUGGUGGGGAUGGUGGCUGGGGCUACUUAUGCGGGCACGUCGAGUCUCUUUGCUGCGUAUCUGGCUGGCGUGAUGACAUCUUGGAUGGAUGACUUCUUGAAGGAGAACUCCGGGGCAGUGGAUACUGGCGACGCGGCCACUGAGCCUGGCACGGAGAAUACCUCUCAAGAGGAGGGUUCCACCCCGCAAGAGAAGGAUUCCAACCACCAUGACCAGACCAGUCGCCAACAGACUCCCAGUGCCAAACACGAGACUCCCACCGGCAGUCUGGUGUACGAAAAAUACUACCACGAACCGGUGACCAGAAUCCUGGUCCCUCUGUUCUUCGCAUCCAUCGGCUUCGCCAUCCCCAUAACAGAAAUGUUCAACGGCAAAAUCGUCUGGCGCGGCGUCGUCUACGCUAUCCUAAUGACAUUCGGCAAGCUACUCACCGGCCUCUGGCUCGUGCGGUUCUCGUCUCGACCCGUUUCAAGUGUCCUCCGGAUUAUCAAGAAACCGUUUUCCCGCGUCGUCCUGUUCUGCGCAAGUCCCAGAGCCGGGUCCAAGAAGGAAAAGAAAGGGACCCCAGAGACACAACAACAAGAUCCCCAAACCCAGUCGCACGACCUGCCAACACCAAUGCAACUGGAUACCCAAGCGCACGAAGCUGUCGAAAGCGAACCACAAACCCAACCCCAACAGGCAACCCCGAACUCACAGUCCACCUCGAGUCUCCCGCCAAAGCCCAAGUCCCUCUAUCCAGCUUCUAUCCUGGGCCUGGCGAUGGUCUCCCGCGGCGAAGUCGGGUAUCUCAUUGCUUCGCUCGCUGAGUCGAAGGGCAUCUUCGGGACUAGCUCUAGCGGUGGUUCGUCGGAGACGUAUCUGGUAAUUGUUUGGGCGAUUUCGCUGUGCACGCUUUUUGGGCCGAUUUGUGUCGGGACGUUGGUGAAAAGGGUGAAGGCUUUGCAGAAGAUGAGGGUGGAUCAGGGUGGGGAGGAUCCGUUGGGUGUUUGGGGGAUUUAG
Messenger RNA from Aspergillus nomiae NRRL 13137, 1746 nucleotides. Its product is annotated as cation:proton antiporter. NCBI's taxonomy places the organism in Eukaryota, Fungi, Ascomycota, Eurotiomycetes, Eurotiales, Aspergillaceae. The record is from RefSeq and is a predicted model, not a curated record. Bases 1 to 1746 code for a protein of 581 amino acids. Gene Ontology annotation, cellular component: membrane. The transcript has 2 exons. Gene Ontology annotation, biological process: proton transmembrane transport. Gene Ontology annotation, molecular function: antiporter activity.